AUUUAAAAAUUCAGCGACUUCUGCUCUCUCGUCCCCUCGCUUAAGUUUUUUCGGAAACAUGGCGCCAUCUGACUGAAAUUUGUUUUGGUUGAAAAAACCCUAAUUUUGGGAUUUCGGCAAAAAUCGGUGAAGAAAAUUCAGAGUAGAUGGUGUCAAUUGCACCCAAGUCAGCGAAAGUACUUAGCUUUAAUCCAUUGUCCACCAGACGCCUCACAUCUCUCCUGUCGUCUAGACUUCAGACAUCUUUUGCUUGGAGAAGAACGCUGUGCUCGGAUGCGUUGCCAACAGUUGAAGAUUCGGAAUUUGCAUAUGAUGAUCAUAUCCAGGAUGAUUCGAAGGUGUCUGAGAAAGAUGCAGCCUUGCGCAUGGCUCUGUCGAAGCUCUCGGGGGAAUUUGGUAAAGAAUCGAUGCUUUCAUUGCAGCGUUUCUUUGGUGCCAGACGUGCCUCAGUGAUAUCUACUGGUUCAUUGAGGCUGGAUCAGGCUCUCGGUGUAGGAGGGCUGCCGAAGGGUAGGAUGGUCGAGAUUUAUGGGCAAGAAGCAUCAGGGAAGACAACACUUGCACUGCAUGUUAUUAAGGAGGCUCAAAAGCUUGGAGGUUACUGUGCUUAUCUUGAUGUGGAGAACGCGAUGUGCCCUUCACUUGCAGAAUCGAUAGGUGUAAAUAAAGACAGUCUCCUUAUUUCACAGCCAGAUUCUGCUGAAAAUUUGCUAAGUGUGGUGGAUACACUGACUAAGAGUGGAUCUGUUUCUGUAAUUAUUGUUGACAGUGUAGCUGCUCUUGUUCCUCAACAUGAAGUUGAUGGAGUAGAAUGUGGUCCCUAUAGAGAUCUACAAGCGAAAAUUAUGACACAAGCAUUACGGAAAAUUCAUUAUUCUCAGUGCAAUUCCGAUACUCUUAUUAUUUUCAUCAACCAGGUAAGAAAAAAAUUGAAAUUAGUGGAAGGCUCCAUUCAUGCAGAGGAAGUGACAUGUGGUGGAAAUGCCUUGAAAUUUUAUGCUGCCAUGAGGUUGAAAAUUAGCAGAAAGGGAUUGCUGAUGAAAAAUGAUAAGGCUACUGGACUUGGAAUAUGUGUGCAAGUCGUGAAAAACAAGCUAGCCCCUUCAAAUACAAAAGCUGAAUUGAGUAUAAACUUUGGGAAAGGAAUCUGCCGCGUAUCAGAAGCCUUGGAUUUAGCUUGUGAGCAUGGUGUCAUUGUGAAAGAUAGAGGCCUAUACUUCGUAGGAGGAAAAAUCCUGCUAAGCAAAGAGGAAGCUUUGAGAUACCUGGCAUCAAAUGGGGAUGCUUUGGAUGAUAUGAUCAAAACCUUAAGGUGCCAUUUGUUUGACAGAGGAUACCAUUGAUUCGAUAAAUCUCUUGUGAAAUGCAAAUAAUUCGUUACUGCUUCUGUAAAUAUACUCUUGACACGACUCCACAUUCGGAUAUUUUUUCUGUUGAUUGCCUAAUGAGGCAGCUUA
Salvia hispanica is the source of this 1457-nucleotide messenger RNA. RefSeq names its product RECA homolog 3 (gene RECA3). Gene Ontology annotation, biological process: DNA repair. Gene Ontology annotation, molecular function: single-stranded DNA binding; ATP-dependent DNA damage sensor activity; ATP binding. Lineage: Eukaryota; Viridiplantae; Streptophyta; Magnoliopsida; Lamiales; Lamiaceae. The record is from RefSeq and is a predicted model, not a curated record.